AUGGUGUCUAUUUCUGAGCAGGAAUAUGAAAGGGGAAAACAAAUUUUUGCGGAUAAUUCAGGUGAGCGUGCUGCUCUACUGUAUCUCCUUUGAUUACUGGCUUUGCAACAGCUGCAAAUCAGCGAUCGAGGUAUUGCGCAAAAGUUGGCACAAGAGCACUCGUCCCCAGACCUUGAGAUAAGGAGGAUACCCGGUCUCCUACCGGUCUCAAAUUUUUUUUUUUUCGGCCCAUCGGGCUUUAGUUUGGUCUCAAAAUAAGGGGGGGGGGGGGGGGGGUGGAAAAAAGAAUUUGUGGGAUAGAUCGGUGGGUGCGGUCUCUCUUUGGUUUCCCCUUUUGUUUUAGUGUUUGCCACAAAGGGAAAAAAGGGGGACGGGGGAUGGGCAAAAAGUUGCCAAAAGGCCCCCCCCCCCCCACCCUUGAAAAAAAGGGGAACCCCGGCUCCCCCCCCGUUUAAAAUUUUUUUUUUUUCGGCCCCGGGGGUUUUUUUUUGGGCCAAAAAAAGGGGGGGGGGGGGGGGUGGUCGUUCCCUGGCUCCUCCCCUAGAUCCGCCUCUGGGUUUUUCGUUUAAAAUCGAUUUUUAUUUUUUCUGGUCCCGUUCAGGUCAGUUCAGGUCGGUCUCUGAAAUACUAUUCUUCGUUUUCACGGUUUACUGAUUUAAAUCCUUCGGAGAGUAGGAAAAAUUCUUCCUUGUUAAUUGUGUUGUUCUCAACGCUAAAAAGAAGCAACUAUCGUAUUUCUUUAAGCGAAGCCAUUCAGUGCAGUCUACCUACUUCGGCGAGGAGCUGAGACGGGAGCUUGCUCAAAGGUGGACGACGUUCUCGACCCAGACCUCAUUCGUCUUCUCUCGUCGUCGUCCUCAAACUCGUCCUGGCUGCUUAAGGUCCCUAAUAAUAACGAGAAACAACUAACCUGUUGAUGUGUCUCAAGGGUUUGAUAGUGGAUCUUUUGUAAUUUCCCUGCUAGUUGGUGAAACAGCAGCUGGUGAUGAGAAACUAUUGAAAGAUUUGCCCUCUGAAGGUUACCAGAAGCUACUAGAACACUUACAACGAUUAUCAGCCACCGGAAGAGACUACAGGUCAUUAGCAGACAGAAUGGGAUACUCAAAUCAGUUCAUUCAGUGGCUUGGAAGUACAGAUAAUCCUGUUAUGAACUUAUUAAGAAAAUUCCGGGAAAAUGACAGGAAAAUUUCAGAGCUGACAUCUUUGCUAAAAGAGAUGGAACGGUAUGACGUGCUAGAGGACCUUCAGCCAUAUAUAGGUUAGUGAAAUGCAACCUAAAAACUUGGGCUUAUUGUUUGUUUAACUUGAGGUCUCCCGGUUGAUACGGACACCAAGAGGUCAUGUUAUAGUGUCCCUAUUAUCCGGGUGUCCGUAUUGAGCAGGCUGUCAGAAAAAAUGUCACAAACAACUGUUUGAAGACUAAAACAGACAUUUUCACAGCGAGGAAACAUUGUCUCAUUUCUUAUCUGUAAUAAUUAACUUUAACAAGUUGAUCCCGAAGAAUAAUCCUCACAACAAUUUAUCAUAAAACUACCUUUCAAAUACAUUGUGUGGUGCAUUUGUCUUGACAUACAACAAUGGAGUAGGUAACUUAAGUUUGUAUUGUGCUUUUAGUUUUGUGGCUCAGCCAGAUGGACUCAACACAGAAAGUGUGUGUUUGAAAGGUCAUUUGCCGUUUCUGUUAGAUUUUCACUGGCAAGAUAUGUUCAGUCUUAGACACGACGUAGAUUAAACAGUGUCCGUAAAGUGAGGUUGACGAUAACUGAGAGUAGGUGACACGGGAGAUAGAAUUUAGUGUCAUUUGUCUUUAUUAAUCGGUGCCCAUAUUAAGUGUGUUGAAAAUUGUUGUUUCCAACGGGUUAUUUGUGGAGGGGACUGUUAUUCAGCAAACUGAGUAGUCAUUUUUCUUGUUAUUUUGUUUUGUUCACUCAGAUGCAACUCCUACCAAAAGUCAAACAGAGAAAUGUCGGCAAAAGCUUGGUUUGUACAAUUUCUAA
Molecule: messenger RNA, 1997 nt
Organism: Porites evermanni
Lineage: Eukaryota; Metazoa; Cnidaria; Anthozoa; Scleractinia; Poritidae
Source: the annotation of a GenBank genome assembly